AUGGAGAUCCAGGUGAUUCUGCUGUCUUUGGUGGGCGCCGGUGCUCUCACGCUUCUUGUCGCCUCAUUUCUGCUCUUCCCAACAAGGUACCGUCCCGACUCAGGCCCAGCUGCAAAGCGACAUGUAGCAGCUCAGGUUCUGGUGCUGGGAGAUAUCGGCCGCAGCCCUCGUAUGCAAUAUCAUGCACUCAGCAUUGCCAAGCACGGAGGGACUGUUGAGCUCAUAGGCUAUCAUGAGUCAGCCCUGUUGCCAGCUCUCACAAGGCUGCCCAACGCCAGUGUCUGCGCAUUGGAUGCUCCACCGGCUGUCCUCCGCUCCAAGUCUGCUCCUUUCAUCAUCACGGGACCACUCAAGGUCUUGUGGCAGAGCCUGAAUCUACUUCAUGUCCUGUUGUACAAGACGGAGCCGGCACAAUGGCUGCUUGUCCAGAAUCCGCCUUCAAUCCCAACCUUGGCUGUGGCGUGGUUGACGUGCACCCUCCGCAACACGCACCUCAUCAUUGACUGGCACAACUAUGGAUGGACCAUUCUUGAGGGCACCCGCGGGUCGUCCCACCCCUUUGUCCGCGUCUCGAAGCUCUACGAGUGCUUCUUCGGCCGCCUCGCGCCCUCGGCCAACCUGACUGUCACCCAUGCCAUGCAGCGGCAGCUGCAGAAGGCGCCGUGGAACGUCCGCUCCCCCAUUGUCACGAUGCACGACCGGCCCGCCGCCAUCUUCCAGCCCGUCUCUUCCCUCAGCGAGAGGGAGUCGUACCUCUCGGGCAUCGACGAGGCACGCGACUUCGUCCCGGCCAUCAUGAGCGGCCGGCAGCGGAUCAUCGUGAGCAGCACAUCCUGGACGCCCGACGAGGAUUUCGGCCUGCUGCUCGACGCGCUGGUUCAGUACGGCGCGUCGGCGGCCAGCCGGGCCCCUCUUCUGGUCAUCAUCACGGGCCGCGGCCCGCAGAAGGCGGCGUACGAGGCCAAGAUCGCUCGGCUUGCGGCCGAGGGCAAGCUGCCGGGCAUCACGGUGCGUACGGCGUUCCUGACGUUCGAGAACUACGCGCGCCUCCUCGCGGCGGCGGACCUGGGCGUCUGCCUGCACAUGAGCAGCUCGGGCGUCGACCUGCCCAUGAAGGUGGUGGACAUGUUCGGCGCCGGCCUGCCCGUACUGGCGUACUCGGGCUACGAGAGCUUCGGCGAGCUGGUCAGGGAGGGUGAGAACGGGUGUGGCUUCGAGACGUCGCGCCAGCUGGGCGACGUCAUGGACCGGCUGCUGGGCGAAAAUGGCCAGGCGGAGCUGGCCAGGCUGAGGCAGGGUGCCGUAAGGGAGGGCAGCCGCCGGUGGGAUGAGGAGUGGGAUGAGGUUGUUAAGCCUCUUCUGGGCUUCUCUGAGGAAUGA
Molecule: messenger RNA, 1380 nt
Organism: Diaporthe amygdali
Lineage: Eukaryota; Fungi; Ascomycota; Sordariomycetes; Diaporthales; Diaporthaceae
Exons: 3
Coding region: 1-1380 (459 amino acids)
Cellular component (GO): endoplasmic reticulum
Molecular function (GO): mannosyltransferase activity
Source: RefSeq, a predicted model, not a curated record